Malus domestica (apple) is the source of this 2077-nucleotide messenger RNA. Its product is annotated as protein TRIGALACTOSYLDIACYLGLYCEROL 1, chloroplastic-like. Lineage: Eukaryota; Viridiplantae; Streptophyta; Magnoliopsida; Rosales; Rosaceae. The record is from RefSeq and is a predicted model, not a curated record. Gene Ontology annotation, cellular component: ATP-binding cassette (ABC) transporter complex. Gene Ontology annotation, biological process: phospholipid transport.
GACCAAAAAGAUUCACACUCAUCCGAGUUGCCUCUGACUUGCGUCACCAACCAUCCGCAAGCCGCGAGCCUUCGCCAUUGUUAGGGUUCUGAAUUUGCGUGCUUUGAUCAGGGCCGUUGAUCUUCCAAGUUGGGAAUUGGAGUUCUCUCAGCUGCUAUAUAAUGUUUAAAAGUUUGCUGAACUAUGUUGAUCAAGAAAUGGAUGCGGUAUUGGUGUUAAAUUUCACUGCGUCUCGGGUUGAAACUCUCCCCUCGCUUUAAUGUAGAUUAGAGUAGUAACAUCGAUUGUAAUCGAAAAAGAAAAGAAAAAUUCAAAACACUUGGUGUAGAUGAACACUAGUCUCUUUUGGCUUGUUCAAUUUAACUCUAAACAAGUUCAUUACUGUCAUUGACUUUUUUUAUGGGCCAAUUUGAUUUGUUUAUUUCUUGUGUGUUUGUUGAUGAAUGGUGUUGAACAGCAUGGUAAUCUGGGGAGGGCCCGUCCCCAGUGAUUGCAUUGGGUUUUUUGAAAGCUUUUCACGUACAUUUCCGGACUUUACACUGAUCUGUGGUGCUUUCUCCUCUGCGCAAACAUCGGAAAGCAGACUUUAUUGUUAUCCACAAGAGGUUGAGAAGAUUUAACAGAACCAACGAUGCAAACCGCUUCAUAUCUUCAUCUGUUCUCUUAUAUUUCUGACAGAAGCCUUUUAAAACCAGUAGGGUGGAUUAAAUCACAAACCCCAUAUUCAAAUCAUCUUGAUAGGAGAGUUCCGAUUACUGUAAGACCUCAGUCGUGUAAGUUUCUCUUGCUGAAGCAACAAACCAGAUUGUUUGCAGUUCCCAACACAGAUGAUGGCCAUCCUUCUGCCUCUGUGUUAGAAGAUUCAAACACAAAUCAUGCACCCAGUCCGGAAGUGGAGACGGUGUUGCACAAAUGGUCACCUCCCACGUAUUUGUGGAGGGGGUUUUCAGCUCUUAUCCUGACAGGACAGGUUAUUUUGAGAACCUUGAAGGGCAAAGUGCACUGGGGAAAUACACUUCAGCAAUUAAAGAGAGUUGGACCUGGUUCCGUCGGGGUCUGUCUCUUGACUUCAGCAUUUGUUGGCAUGGCUUUUACUAUCCAAUUCGUUAGGGAAUUUUCUAGAUUAGGGUUAAGCAGAGCUGUUGGUGGGGUUUUAGCCCUGGCUUUCUCAAGGGAGUUGAGUCCUGUAAUUACAUCAAUCGUGGUUGCUGGGCGUAUUGGAAGUUCAUUUGCAGCAGAGUUGGGAACAAUGCAGGUUUCUGAGCAAACCGACACACUGAGAGUUCUCGGGGCAGACCCAGUUGAUUAUCUUGUGACUCCAAGAGUGAUUGCUACUUGUAUUGCUCUACCGUUUCUGACUCUAAUGUGUUUCACAGUAGGGAUGGCAUCCAGCGCCCUCCUUUCCGAUGGCAUUUAUGGUGUUAGCAUCAACAUUAUUCUGGAUUCAGCUUGCAGAGCUCUCAAGCCAUGGGAUAUAAUUAGUGCAAUGAUCAAGUCACAGGUUUUUGGUCCGAUCAUAUCGAUUGUGAGUUGUGCCUGGGGAGUUACCACUAUGGGAGGAGCCAAGGGAGUUGGGGAGUCAACAACUUCGGCUGUGGUUAUAUCUCUUGUUGGGAUCUUUAUCGCAGAUUUUGUACUCUCUUGUUGUUUCUUCCAAGGAGUUGGCGAUUCAUUGAAGAGGCUAUGAGCGGUUGUUGAUAAGCUAACGGAGAGUCUGAAGCGUGAAACGAAUCAAAGUAUCUAUACUUGGCUGCGUGACGUUUUCAUACAAUGGCCGGUCAGCCUGUAGUACUCAAUGGUUAUUGAGGGCAUUAUUUACAGAGUAAUAUACAUUGUUUUUCUCCCUCCAUCAUUCGUUAUUGCCGAAUUCAUUGAGGAGAGCAGUUUUUGGAGUAAUUUUGCAUUAAGAAUCAUACAGAUGACCUCGAAGCAUCUCAUUGCAAAACAAGCGGGCUCGGCGUUGAUGGUCUUGAUGUAGGGUUUUGUACAUCUCCUUUCACUGUUAAUGCAUGUAGUGCGACAACUAUUAUUCCGUGUCACUUUACCACUUCUUUUUCGUGCCAAAUUGCUACUUAAA